AAUAAUAAUAAUAACAAUGCAAUCACUUUCGAGACUAAAGACAUUGCUGUCAAUCACAAGAUUAUCACCAUUUGGUCGACAAUGUAGUCGCCGAUCGCUGACAACUAUACCAUCGCAAAGACAUUUGAGACAACAAACAGUUCAACAAAUAAAUGAUGUCUUGACUGCUAAUCAAGACAUUAUCAGUGAUACAAACGAUGAAAAGCCGAUAACUGAAGACACUAUCCGUCGACUGAAAGAAAUGCAUCCGUUAGUGAAGACAUUGAAUAUAAAUCAAUGGAUUAAAGACAUCGAAGAUCAAGUUAUAGAUCUGAACGAUGGGUCGUUUGACACUCUGUUAGACUCACUAAUAGACACCAAUUAUUUUACUGAUAAUUCAUUGCAAGACUUUUUUAACAUCAAAGUCAAGGCAAUUGACGGACAUUUGUUGUCAUCAGUUCAGCCUUUAAGAGACGAACGAUGUUAUCAAUUGUGCGAAAAGAGUGAAUACUUUCUAAAAGUUAUAAUGAAAAAUAAGAGUAAAUUUGAGAAGAAAUUAAUUAAAGAUUCUUCAGUCGAUGAGAAAUCGGUGGACGUCUUAAUGACAAUGUUUUUGGCCGGCAUUUUGAUGCACGAGUUGCACGACUUUGAUAUAAAAACGGGGUUUUUAUGGUACAGUCUCUACGGCGGCAAAAAUGUCGGAACAAAACCCGAUUCAACACUAUAUUUGAAUGACACGAUCGCUCUGUCGGCUGAAGCAAAGCCAUACAUUUCUGCAAAACAAUUACCACAUUUGAGAGCCCAAGUCGUCGGCCAAAUGGUGUCCACAGCCGCACACAAUCUGUCGAUACAUAAGCACUGUUCGCAAACACAAUCAUUCGGUUUGUUAGUCCAUUCAAAUGAAUAUUAUUUCUAUUCAACGACAAUAAGCGCCCGAUAUUUAGAUAAUUUGUCGACAAAAUUGUUGACUACUAAUCAUACAACCAUUGAUCAGUCGACGGAUGAUUCGCUUUGUAUUCAUCAAUGGUUUUCGGGUAAAGGACUUAAUUUUUGUCGAGAAAGUCAUCGCAAACUUAUCGCACAAUUAAUUAUUUCAAUCGCUAAUCACUGGAAAAAAUGAUAAAAUUGUUUUUAAUGUGUAAAUUGUCUCAAAAGUAUUACCAUUUUAACUAACAUUUUGUAUAUUUGUCUAAAAAAUA
Oppia nitens is the source of this 1178-nucleotide messenger RNA. RefSeq lists its product as uncharacterized. NCBI's taxonomy places the organism in Eukaryota, Metazoa, Arthropoda, Arachnida, Sarcoptiformes, Oppiidae. Bases 17 to 1099 code for a protein of 360 amino acids. The transcript is spliced from 3 exons. The record is from RefSeq and is a predicted model, not a curated record.